GUCCAUCCGUUAUAAUGCAAUACAAUAAGCACAUGGGCGGUGUCGAUAAGGCCAAUUCAUUACUUGGUCUGUAUCGCAGUCCAAGCAGAUCGAAAACAUGGUACUUCCCAAUUUUCACAUGGGUUCUUGAUAUGUCAGUGAUUAACGCCUGGCUUUUGUAUAGAAAGGACUGCAACACAGCACGUGUAACGUCAAAACCGUUAAAGGAGUUCCGUAUGGAAUUAGCCAAAUCGUUGGCCAACGCAGGAAAAAGUUCUCGUGGCAGACCAUCCAUUUCCUUGACUAAUAAAAUCCCUGCGAAAGUAAUAUCAAACCCUAUACUGCCGAGACCUGAUAUCAUCACCCAAAAAGAUGGCAUAGGUCAUUGGCCAACUUAUGAUACAAAAGUAAAUGACUGCAAGGAAAGAUAGAAACAUAUCCGGGGAAGUUUUACAAAAUAUUUACAUAAAAAAGUUCCGUCGGGAUCCUCGGAAAAACCAGUCAAACCCUACUAUCUAGCAGAAAAUUUACAUUUUUUACAACCAUUCACAAAAUCAAGAAAAUCAUUGGAGAAUACUAAAAAGAUUUAAGAAGAAAGUAUAGCAAAUGAAAUUGAUUCGAGCAAGUCGGACAGUGAAUUAGAGGCGCCUUUAAGUGACACCAAUGAAUAUGAGGAAAAAC
Acanthoscelides obtectus is the source of this 660-nucleotide messenger RNA. The record is from the annotation of a GenBank genome assembly. NCBI's taxonomy places the organism in Eukaryota, Metazoa, Arthropoda, Insecta, Coleoptera, Chrysomelidae.